GAUGGAAACGUGGAGAUGAGGGGAGUGCAGAAGUACCAAGUCAGACACACUCCCUAUACCAUGGGAUACUACAAGAGGAGAGUGCAAUGGCAUAAUGAAGGCGGUCUCCAUGUUACUCUGUGGUCUAAUAGAAAUCAUCUCAGGAGUGAAAUGGGGGAAGACACACCAGAUCGAACCCUGGGGAGCUGGUUCAAGGUCACAGUUCCCUGUGGAAGAAAGUAUGACAAGACAUGGCUAAUGGAUUCAAUCCAGAGCCAUUGCAGUGUCCCCUUCACUCCAGUGGAUUUUCACUAUGUGAAAAAGAAGGCUCGGUUCUUUGUCCAGGAUGCUAGUGCUGCCUCUGCAUUGAUGGAUGUCAGCUACAAGAUUUGUGAUGAGGAGAACAAAAAGAUAGCUGUCUUUGUCAAUACUUCUGCUGAACCUUACUCUGUGCGGGAUAAGUUGGAGCCGGAAAUAAUGGAACAGCUAAAGCUGACCAUGAUCAAAAGAUAUGAUAUCUCUCAGAAAGCUCUUGACCUCCAGAGUCUCCGCUAUGACCCAGAUUUGGUGGGAUAUGAUAUUGACAUAAUUCUGAAUAGAAGAAACUGCAUGACUGCCACCCUGCAAAUCAUCAAAAAGAAUUUCCCUGAGCUGUUGUCCUUGAACUUGCACAGCAACAGACUGUACCAGCUGGAUGGCCUUUCUGAUAUUAUACAGAUGGCCCCCACAGUCAAGAUUCUGAACCUCUCCAAAAAUGAGCUGAAAUCUACCUGGGAGUUGUGCAAGAUCAAAGGACUGAAGCUGGAACAGCUGUGGCUGGAAGAUAACCCCUUGUGCCACACCUUCCCAGACCAGUCCACUUACAUAAGUGCCAUCAAGAAAUGUUUCCCCAAGUUAUUACGCUUGGAUGGCCAGGAUUUAGUUCCACCAACUACCACUGCCAUUGACAAACCCCACCUAAUGAAGCCCUUAGUAAAGGAUGGCCAGGAUUUAGUUCCACCAACUACGGCUGCCAUUGAUGGACCCCACCUAAUGAAGCCCUUAGUAAAGGAAAACUUUGAAGAAUCUGAUGUUCUGAGGACUCAAGUCCUGCAAUUUGUGCAGCAAUAUUACUUCAUCUAUGACUAUGGAGACAGACAGAGUCUCCUCAGUGCUUAUCAUGAUGAGGCCUGCUUCUCCCUGACCAUUCCCUUCAUUCCAGACAACGCAGGCCCAAGCAGCUUGUUUGAGUACUUCAAGGAUAACAGGAAUGUGAAGAACAUCAAGGACCCCACCCUGCAUUUUCAGCUGUUGAAACAUACAAAAGGUGACAUUGUGAGCACCCUCUGUGUUUUGCCCAAAACUCAGCAUGACCUCAGCUCCUUCGUGGUGAACAUGAGGUUCCACUCGGAAAGCCUGUUCUUCUUCCGUGUCAAUGGGAUGUUCAAGGAAGUGGAAGGAAGAUCUCAGGGUUCUGUGCGUGCCUUCACCCGGACCUUCAUUGCUACCCCUGCCAGCGAUUCCAACCUGUGUAUCAUAAAUGAUGAACUGUUUGUGAGGGAUGCUACCCCUAAGAAGACUCAGAGUGUGUUGUCCACCCAUGUGCCCACACCCUCCUGCAGCACUGGGAUCACUCUGUCUCAGGAGCAGCAGGAAAUGGUGCAGGUUCCCUCCACCCCAUCUGAGAUGAGCUUCUAA
This is a messenger RNA of Miniopterus natalensis, 1656 nucleotides long. The record is from RefSeq and is a predicted model, not a curated record. NCBI's taxonomy places the organism in Eukaryota, Metazoa, Chordata, Mammalia, Chiroptera, Miniopteridae.